This is a messenger RNA of Malus domestica (apple), 2055 nucleotides long. RefSeq lists its product as uncharacterized. NCBI's taxonomy places the organism in Eukaryota, Viridiplantae, Streptophyta, Magnoliopsida, Rosales, Rosaceae. The record is from RefSeq and is a predicted model, not a curated record.
GCUAAUAUAUUUUUGGUUCAAAUCCUCCCGCUCUUGAUAGUACCGUCGGUUAGGGAAGUAAUAUCGCUUGUGGUCAGCGGAAAAAAAAAUCCGGCAAAGGCCCAACACCAGCAACUGAAAAAAAAAGCCCAUUGACAGCCAUGCAGGCUUCAUUUUUUUCAUGCUAAAUCUGUUCAUUAAGAAAGGCCGGUUCUUGAGUUUCAGCUGAUCAAUUUGGAUGAUGCCCCAUUCAUCCGAAAUGGAUCAUCUUAACUUUCCGAAGCAUUCUAUCCCCCAGACGAAUUCAUCACAGAAAGCAUUCAAAAAAAUCCCGGCAACGAAGGAGGAGGCACACUCACUCACUCACUUGCAGUCUCACACACUGACAGAGUUGCCUCCAUUAAUGAACCAUGAAGCUAAGCUCCUCUGCACCUUUCCCUAUAAACCCUUCCCUCCAAUUUCCCUCCAUUCCUCCCACUCCCCCUUCUUCCAUUCAAAACGCGCUUUUCAACCCCAACCCAUCACCACCACCGCCGUCACCUCAACCACUACGAAUUGCCGCUGCGCCGUCAUCAAGUCAUCCGCAAGCUCCGAAAUCGACAUGGUGCAAAACAAGCAGGGCAUAUACAUGCCGAAGCAGAAGAAAGUCGUGAUCUUGUGGGACCUGGACAACAAACCCCCUCGCGGGCCGCCGUACCAGGCGGCGAUGGCGCUGAAACAGCUAGCCCAGCGCUUCGGCGAGGUCGUGGACGCGUCGGCCUACGCCAACCGCCACGCGUUCGUUCAUUUGCCGCAGUGGGUUAUCGAAGAGCGCCGCGAGCGGAAGCAACUGGAUAUUUUGGAGCGCAAUGGUGUGGUAACGCCGCCGGAGCCGUACAUCUGCGGCGUCUGCGGGCGGAAAUGCAAGUCGAAUUUGGAUUUGAAGAAGCAUUUCAAGUAACUGCACGAGAGGGAGAGGCAGAAGAAGCUGAAUCGGAUGAGGUCUCUGAAGGGGAAGAAACGGCAGCGUUUUAAGGAGCGGUUUGUUUCUGGUAAUCACAAGUACAAUGAGGCUGCGAGGUCUAUUAUCAAGCCGAAAGUUGGGUACGGGUUGGCAUGGGAGUUGCGGAGCGGGGUUUUUGUGAAGACGGUGGAGGAUAAGCCGCAGGCGGCGGAUUGGGCGUUGAAGAGGCAAAUGCAGCAUUCUAUGAGCCGAGGGAUUGAUUGGUUGUUCUUGGUUUCGGACGAUUCGGAUUUUUCCGAUAUGUUGAGGAAGGCUAGGGCGGCCAAGUUGGGGACUGUGGUAGUUGGAGACAUGGAUAGAGCUUUGGGAAGGCAUGCUGAUGUUUGGGUGCCGUGGAUUGGUGUCGAAAAUGGGGAGGUUUCGGAGAAGGAUUUAGUGCCCAGAAGGAGAAGUGAGUUCUUUGAUGGGGAGGAAGAUAAUGGUGAUGAGUUGUUUUCGGAUUUUGGUUUUGAUGGUGGGGUUGAAUUGGACAAUGUGAUGGAUGAACUUGUGAGAAGCUCUCAGUCUAGUGGACUGAGGAUUUCUGUGUUUUCGGAAGGGGAAUUGGAAGGAGGAGAGCGGGUGGAAGGCGAUUCGGAUAGUGAGGAAUAUCAGUUUGAUAGUGAGAAUGAGGAUUCAGACGAGGAAGAUGGGUUUUUUUGAUAUGGCAAAGCUUAGAUAGUUUUGGUGAUUGAACUAGUGGUUCGAUUGCUAAUCUGUAUUCGAAAUUGGAAGAAUUGAAUUGAGGGGGAAUUGAAUCGAGGAAGAACUGAGUUGAGGAGAAUCAGAAUCCUGAUUUACGUUGAACAAUGCAGCAUUGGGGUGUAUAGGAAUACAUAAAGUCGAGGAAGGGCGCAAUUUCACAAUGUAAAGUGUUCAGAUGGUUUCUUGGCUUAAGAAUUCACAGGAUUUGUAUGAUCAGAUAUUUGUUCUUCAUUGUACACAAUUUGAAGGUUCCAAAUUUCUUUCGUGUUAUUACACGUCCCUUGAAUUAGUUUGAAUUCGAUACGAUUGUUUGAUCUAAGUGUAAUUAGUAAUCAACCAACUAAAUUCCACCAGAAUAGUCUAUCAAUGCUGAGUAUGACAUUGCAUCU